This is a messenger RNA of Trichosurus vulpecula (common brushtail), 1169 nucleotides long. It is a transcript of the gene A4GALT, whose product is annotated as alpha 1,4-galactosyltransferase (P blood group). Gene Ontology annotation, biological process: protein O-linked glycosylation. Lineage: Eukaryota; Metazoa; Chordata; Mammalia; Diprotodontia; Phalangeridae. The record is from RefSeq and is a predicted model, not a curated record. The transcript has a single exon. Gene Ontology annotation, molecular function: acetylglucosaminyltransferase activity. Bases 1 to 1068 code for a protein of 355 amino acids.
AUGUCCAAGCUGCUCACGUGCAUGCUGAAGUUUCUCCGAGGAUCCACCAACCAGAAGUUGUGCGCGUUGUUCGCCAUUACUUUCAAGCUCAUGUUUCUCGUCUCCAUCAUGGUCUACUGGAUGGCAGAAUCCAAAUACAAGGACCAGCUACCCAGCUUGCCUCUAGAGGUUAAGUGCCCCCUUGUCCUUUCUUCACCUCCUCCUCUCGUCCUGGGUGAGCCCCCUCCCCCACCAGGGGACAUCUUCUUUGUGGAAACCUCUGAUCGGACCAAUCCAAGCUUUCUCUUCAUGUGCUCAGUGGAGUCAGCCUCCAGGACUCACCCUGGUACCAGGAUUGUUGUCCUCAUGAAGGGCCUGGUUGGUAGGAACUCUACCCUCCCCAAGCACCUAGGCAUCUCUCUCCUGAGUUGCUUCUCCAAUGUGGAAUUCCAGCCCCUGGACUUGACUGACCUUUUUGAGGGCACCCCUUUAGCCAGCUGGUACACCUCCAUUUACCAAAGAUGGCAGCCGUACCUUCUCCCCAUCCUUUCUGAUGCUGCCAGAAUAGCCAUCAUGUGGAAGUUUGGGGGCAUUUAUUUGGAUACGGACUUCAUCGUCCUGAAAAAUUUAAAGAACUUCACCAACGUCCUGGGCACUCAGUCCAAGUAUGUGCUGAAUGGGGCCUUUCUUGCCUUUGAGCCCAGGCAUGAGUUCAUCCAACUCUGCAUGCAGGACUUUGUGGAUCAUUACAAUGGCUGGAUCUGGGGCCACCAGGGCCCCCAGCUCUUGACCCGUGUCUUCAAAAAGUGGUGUGGGAGUAGGAGCCUCCAGGAUCACCAGAACUGCAAAGGGGUGCAGGCUCUGCCCCAGGAAGUCUUCUACCCCAUCACAUGGCAAAACUGGAAGAAGUACUUCGAAGACAUCAGCUUACAGGAAUAUGAGAUGCUGCUGAGUAAGACCUACGCAGUCCACGUGUGGAACAUGAAGAGCCAGAGCAUCAGCUUUGAGGUCACUUCCAAGGUGCUGCUAGCGAAGCUCUACUCCCAAUACUGCCCUGUGACGACAGAGGUCAUGAAAAUGUAUCUCUGAAGAGCUGAGGUGGACUCUAGACUCCCCACCCCCCGAAAAAGCAUUGGCUCAAUGCUAUCCACCAUCUUUACAGAAAGGAACACCUGGGAUGGAAGGCCCAU